CUGGACGGCGGAAACCUGGUCCCGGCCGCUGUUCCCGCUGACCUGGAUCCAGCCCAUUCCCAGCCCAGGUUUUUUCUUGUGGAGGACACCUGCUUUUUCUUUAUGUGCGUGCGCGUGCCGGCAGUGGUACGGCGUUGUUUGUAGCAGAGUAAGCAAACGGACUCCAUCGCUGCUAGAGCAGUUUAACUUGCUGACGCUAAAGAGAUCAGAGGUGGUCCCGCAGUACGUAGGCAUCAAGGCGUCAGUCAUGGCGGGCGGAGAGAGUGGUAAGGUGGAGGAUCAUGCAUCGACGACUUCAGCUGCAGCUGCCGAGGAAGAGGAGAGAACCCCGGAAGAGGAGGAAGACACGGGAGCGAACUUCGCUCCCCUUGUCAAGCUGGAAGAGGUGGCAGUAAGCACAGGAGAGGAGGCUGAAAACACCUUGUUUGAGAUCAAAGCGAAGUUGUACAGGUUCGACAAGUCGAGAAGCGAGUGGAAAGAGCGUGGAGUCGGGCAAGUUAAGUUGCUGGAGCAUAAGGAGACGAAGAAAAUCCGCCUGCUCAUGAGGCAGCAACGCACGUUGAAGAUCUGUGCGAAUCACGGUGUGUCACCAAGCAUUACGCUUCAAGAACAUGCGGGAAGUGACAAGUCCUGGGUGUGGCAUGCUAUCGAUUUCGCAGACGGAGAGCAGAAGGACGAGUUGUUCGCCAUGCGAUUUGGCAGCGUUGAGAGUGCCGAGAAGUUCAAGAACGCUUUCGAAGAGGCGCGGUCAACGAUGUGCGAAUUAUUGGGGGUGAAAGCUGAAAACCAGGAGCAGGAGGACGAGAACGAGGAGGAAGACAAGGAAGAAGAGGAGGUGGAGGGGGGGUUCACGGUUGUAAAAGGGAUGGAGAAGCUCAAGGUGGAAGAUGGGAAGGACGCGAAAGAUGCGGAGGAGGCUGCGAAGCAGCAAGAGACCGUAUGAACAGGUGACUGUAUUUACUACCGAGUUCUAUUGUUCGAGCUUGAAGGAAGAAUGACGUGAUGUCGAGCGGCAGGCGAAAGUGGCUGCCUAAAGAACCGAGCUCGGACCGAUCUGCCAUCUUCUGAGCGCAUCAUGGCCGCAGGCUGUUGCGCGCGCACUUAUAUUUCGAUUGGGCAAUUAUGACUGUGGAGCGUAGCGUGGGGCUGUGCUCGAUCCAAGGCUUGCGCAUUCGGUCGUUACCUGUCCUGCGUGUCCUUUGCUUGCUCACUGGGAAUAGUCGGCGGAUGGCCUUGUUUUUAAGAUAUGGUGUUCGUCAUGUUAUUGGAUGGAGAACGUGGGCAAAUGGCGAUCGCAGAGGUGAGAUGCAGGGGGACGUCUGCUGAAGUCGUGGCCAUCGGUUUCCUUGGAAUCUUUGUUCUGCAGCUCCGGUGAUGGUCUUUUCCUUUCUUUGGUCACGUGGGUGAAAUCUAUCCAGUAAUCUCCGUUCUUUAUCCUCGCGUUCCUGCUGUUAGGGUUAGCGGUCUUUGAUCUCUUAGGAAGCGCAUAGCGUAUCAAUUCCCUCGGAGUUUGCUGUUUCUGUAUCUCUUUCGUUCUUAAGGGUGAUAUGUUCAAUCGGUUUUCUCUUAGUUGGCUCUCUUCGCAUUUCAGCUCUCGUUGGGGUGAUAGAUUAAGGAGCUUUUGUUUGAAAUCAAUGUGUGCCGGCCAUCAGCCUGCUAUGUGUUUGAGAGAGAUUUUCCGUCUCGGAAAACGGAGGAAAUGCCAUUGGAAGGGCAGACUGCAAUUGAUGAGGACGAGCGGGAUAGGUAGAGAGUAGAGUUUCGAUCGUCCUCUUCAGCUUGUGAUGUCUUGACGUGUUCUUGUUCUGUUUUUUUUUUGUUUUGCCCGACUCGCUUUGUCAUUGAUUGUGCGAAGACUCGAAAGCGGAUGAGUUUCAAAUUUGUUGCCGUCUAUAAUAUGUCAAGCAAGUGAAGUGGGUGGAAUAUGCAUCAAGGGUCUCCGGUCGAGUCCGUUUGGGGGGCCUCUGGGUCGAGGACACGGUUUUUUUCAACGGUAAUGUUUUUUUGAUUUGUCAAUGAGCUUGUUAUGUGCAUUACUGAGUGAUCUUAUACGCAAACCGGCUGAUGGCUGUUUCGUGCAAUUAAUGUUGUGAUAGAAAUCGAGCACGAACUGUAUUGUUAUGGUCCUUGUCCUCGCCGCUGGUUUGAUCUUUGAGUCUUAUCGACGCUGUUUGCACUUUCCGGUCUGAAGUUCCUGUUGUCAUGGUCCCAGUAUAUGCAAGGAUCUUACCAUGUAUAUGCAAGGAUCUUGUCAUGACGGUCAGAAGGUUCCCAAAAG
Messenger RNA from Chara braunii, 2278 nucleotides. NCBI's taxonomy places the organism in Eukaryota, Viridiplantae, Streptophyta, Charophyceae, Charales, Characeae. The record is from the annotation of a GenBank genome assembly.